Molecule: messenger RNA, 1148 nt
Organism: Meloidogyne enterolobii
Lineage: Eukaryota; Metazoa; Nematoda; Chromadorea; Rhabditida; Meloidogynidae
Source: the annotation of a GenBank genome assembly
UUCAAAAUUUGUAGUGUGGCAUUCAUAGAGAUGUAAGUCCGUAAUUUGAAAAAUUGAAUUGUGCGGCAUUCGUUGGCCUUCGGGGAUAACAAGUCUGCAAGAUUAGUAUACGAAAAGUGCCUAUACCGAAAUAGAAAUAUGGGCAAGUGGUAGAUACUGUAUCGAUAGUUUGUCAAUUUCUGGCUAUACCGACGUUUUGACCUAUUUUGACGCGACGAUCUCUUAAUGAAGUGAUCUUUUGUUGGUCCUUUCUCCUGUUUUCGCAUAUUCUGUUUUCUUCGAAAUUAGAGACCGGAUCGAGAUGAGUCCCGAAAAUGAGAAAUAUUUCGUUACUAAUAUUUUAAUUUAUUUUUAGAUUAAAAAUGACUUCAUUAUUACAAUCUUGGCUAGUUAAAUAUAAAUGUAAUUGUUCUGCCUGGUUCCCACUUUGUCAAAUGCAUUAUUGCCGAAAAUGUUCAAGAUUAGGAUGCCCUGUUUGUGUUAUUGAAGAAAUUGAUAUUGUUUUUUGUCCAAAUUGUUUAGAAAAUGUUACAAAUAUUGACAAUCAACAAAGACGGUUUCGAUGCAAAAAUUGUUAUGAAUGUCCGGUUUGUGGUCAUCUUUUGGGUAUACGUUCACAAGGAGAUCAAUAUCACCAUCAUUGUAAUGCUUGUAAAUGGACUAGUAAAGAUUUGGAUAUUCCCGAAAAUAGAACAAAUGAAGAACUUUGGCCAGAACUUAAAAAUCCUUUGGACAAAGAAUUGGGAAGGAUUAGUGAAUUAAUUAAAGCUAAACUUUCAAAUCUCGGCAUUUUACAAAAUGAUCGUUAUGGCCUUCAAGGAGCUUAUAAUUUACGCAAAAAAGCGUUGGAAAAGAUCCCAGAAACUAAAGAACCUUUAAUUUUGUUAUCUCCGUCUGCUGACGUUCCCGAAUUAGACCCAAGUCUGUUGACCGAACCAAUUGACCCCGGAAAUGUCCCAAAUUUGUCUCAAUCAAUUUUACAUUUAAUUACUGACAAAAAAGGAAGAUUACACCCUUUACAUGUAAAAACAAAUUCAAGAAGAAUUUUAAGAUGUGCGGAAUGUGAAAAUAUUAUUUAUAGAGGGGAAUUUUCUCCAAAAGAUGUUAAGCCUAAAUUACAGGUUUUUCAAUUUUUUUGUUUUUGUUAA